Danio rerio (zebrafish) is the source of this 1073-nucleotide messenger RNA. Lineage: Eukaryota; Metazoa; Chordata; Actinopteri; Cypriniformes; Danionidae. The record is from RefSeq and is a predicted model, not a curated record.
UAUAGGUUGAUAAAUCACAUUGUUAAUAUUAAUGAAAUAAUGCAAUAUUUAUUUUUGAACACCAAAAUGCCUUCUCAUGACUAAAAUGUUUUCACAUGAAUGUUUACUGUGAACUUCUAUUCAAUUUUUAUUUUUUUUACAAAGAUUAUUUCCCUUGAUCUUCUCACCUAAUUUCCAACAUGUUUCUUCCAGGAACUCUAACCAGGUGUCCUCUCACAACUGGGAGCCCAUCUUCAUUGCCCCACCAGCGGAACAUCAUGUCAGAGAUGGAGGAUUACUCUCCUCCGAGAGGCCACCCUCAUCCUGACCCGGCCCGCAUCCAGCAGAACCUCCUGGAGGAGCAGGUGGAGCUCUGGUGGUUCAGUGAGCCUCGCAAAUCCCUAUUAUGCUACUGUGCCUCGGUGGCCUUGAUCUUGGGCUGCGGCCUAGGAGGCGUCGGCCUGCUCUCCACCACCACCAGCUUGUCCAGCGAGUGGCGUUUGGGUGCGGGAACCGCUCUUUGUCUUCUCGCUCUGGCUGUCCUACUAAAGCAGCUGUUAAGUUCCGCCGUCCAAGACAUGAACUGCGUGAGAAGCAGACGACGGAUCAACAUGCUAAAGAGCGGAGGUUUGUCGGACAUCCUCAUUAUGUUGAUCACAGGAGCCUCUCUGCUUAUUUGUGGCGCUGUGCUACUGGAUAUGGCCUUGGCGUACCACAUGCCCAAACCUGGCAAGGCACUCAAUGACAUGUAUAUAUCCGGGGUGGUGAUGCUGGCUGGAGGGAGUUUUACAGUGUUUGCGGUUGGAAUUUACGCUGCAGUAGCUUUCUUCUUGGAGAGGACAGGGCCGGGACAGAGACGCUGGGAAAGGACAGUGCGAGUCUUCAGUAUUUCAGCACAGAUGCAGGGGAGACGAGAGACUGCAUCAAGUCUGGCUCGUCUCAUAUAACUGUGACUGCAAAAUAAAUACAGCAGAAGUCAAAAGUUUACUUACAUCUAGCAGAAUCUGCAAAAUAAGAGAGAUCAAAGAAAAUGCAAGUUAAUUUUGAUUAGAACUGACCUGAAUAAGAAAUUUCAUAUAAAAAAUGCUUACAAA